AUGUCCCUCUCUGUCUUGGACUCACGACAGUCCUUUUUUUGUUCCUCAGUUUCCUUCGAGCAGAUUGGAAUCCUGCACAAAAGAUUCAAGCAGUUGAGCCACAAUGAAGACACGCUGAGGUAGGACUCCCUAAUAAUUUUUGGCAUUCAUAAACUCUGUAAAUGCCCACCCUAACACACACACUUUAUUUUUUACUUGUGCUCUUACUUUGGGGACACACAUGGGUGUAAUCCUGGCAUAAUGAAUUUCUGGUGAAGUGGUUCUUCCCAUUUCUUUUUAAUUCCCACGGGGGGCCAGUAUGAAAAAUGUAUGCACUCACUAAUUGUAAGUCGCUCUGGAUAAGAGUUUCUGCGAUAUACCUAAAAUGUCAAAAAAAUUAACUAGCCUAACAGGUUUUGGUUUGGCUUUUGUUUAGCAACGUGUUAUAAUUGACCAGCUUCCUGGUGCACACCUUUUAAUUAUCUCCUUGUCUUUUCACUUGUAGGAGAGCUGACAUCGACACAAUUCCAGAUCUGGCAUGCAAUCCAAUCCGCACCCAAAUUAUAGAGGCCUUCUUUGACAAAAGGUAGGUUAUCGUGUUCCUGUUAAGUACAAGACUAAGGGCUAAAUUUUAACAAAGCCAACGCAAAGUAAAUCUUUGCGCACUCGCAGUUGAGUGGUGGGUGUGUCAGAAAUAUUUGAGCUAUUUUGACAGCGGGAAUAAUGGGCGUAACACCUGGCGUAAAGAGGCAGGCUUUCUCUGAAUUAAUAUAAGUUGUCGGUGUGACAAGGGCUUGACCACUCACUGGCCAAUGAAAACUUGCUCCGAAGCUUUUUAUGUGGUUGCUUCAAGUUGUAAUAAGAUUAGUCUACCUUCACCAUUGAUAUGGCAAAGAAGAAUUGUAAAGGCAAUAGUUGAUUCUGCACCACGGACAGCGAUAGGAAUUCCAGCAAUUUGACAUUCAGGUCCAACAGAUGGCAGUGGAAGAUGCAUUUUCUUUGUACAAAAAUAAUAAAUGAAAAACAAUAAGCAGACUUUUUAACAAAAUAGCCAUAUUUCAUUCAAUGGGCAUCGUGCAUAAUGAGUCCAAAGUUUCACAGGAGCUGGAUAUAAAUAAUAUCCGUAGCCUAUAAUGAGACUUUAGGGUUUUAAGACACAUUUUGGGGGUUUUUAGACACAAAUGCAGGGCUCAACAUUAAAGCUUGUCCAGUAAAUAAAAAUGUUCGACAAGAAGAAUGUAGAUUUUUAAGUUGUCUGAAUGGACGAGUAAAAAAAAAGAAGAAAAGGGUAUUGACUGUUUUGCUGCUCCCAAAAGUGCUAUUUUAAUAUAACAUUGGUGAUAAGCUAUUCUACUGAUUAGGCUACGCUGUGCUUCCGCUGGCAAAAUCCAUGCCAUAACCAACUGCCUUACCACUAAGACCAGCUUUUGGUUGGUCUUAAAUAUCCCCACUUGCGCUGCCUGAAAUUGGCACUUUGGCGCACGUUUUUAAGGACAUACCUCCGAUAUUUCCACCCCUCACACCUCAGCGCGAGCAUGGUGAUAUAAGACACGUCAAUUACCAAUCCUGGCACAAGGGUUGGAAAAUACCAGCGCGCCGGCUUUAACAAAUCGAAAUUGCUAGCGAGCGUGUGUUUGACAAUUGGGCUGGCUUAACACCAGUCGAAAAUAGAACCGUGAAAGUUAACUGCUCUCAAGAUUCCCCUAGCUAUAACCUACCUACAGUGAGGGAAAAAAGUAUUUGAUCCCCUGCUGAUUUUGUACGUUUGCCCACUGACAAAGAAAUGAUCAGUCUAUCAUUUUAAUGGUAGGUUUAUUUGAACAGUGAGAGACAGAAUAACAACAAAAAAAUCCAGAAAAACACAUGUAAAUUUUUUUAUAAAUUUAUUUGCAUUUUAAUGAGGGAAAUAAGUAUUUGACCCCUCUGCAAAACAUGACUUAGUACUUGGUGGCAAAACCCUUGUUGGCAAUCACAGAGGUCAGACGUUUCUUGUAGUUGGCCACCAGGUUGGAUUUUGUCCCACUCCUCUUUGCAGAUAUUCUCCAAGUCAUUAAGGUUUCGAGGCUGACGUUUGGCAACUCGAACCUUCAGCUCCCUCCACAGAUUUUCUAUGGGAUUAAGGUCUGGAGACUGGCUAGGCCACUCCAGGACCUUAAUGUGCUUCUUCUUGAGCCACUCCUUUGUUGCCUUGGCCGUGUGUUUUGGGUCAUUGUCAUGCUGGAAUUCCCAUCCACGACCCAUUUUCAAUGCCCUGGCUGAGAGAAGGAGGUUCUCAUGACGGUGGGGAUGGUGUUCUUGGGGUCAUAGGCAGCAUUCCUCCUACUCCAAACACGGUGAGUUGAGUUGAUGCCAAAGAGCUCGAUUUUGGUCUCAUCUGACCACAACACUUUCACCCAGUUCUCCUCUGAAUCAUUCAGAUGUUCAUUGGCAAACUUCAGACGAGCCUGUAUAUGUGCUUUCUUGAGCAGGGGGACCUUGCGGGCGUUGCAGGAUUGUGUGUUACCAAUUGUUUUCUUGGUGACUAUGGUCCCAGCUGCCUUGAGAUCAUUUACAAGAUCCUCCCGUGUAGUUCUGGGCUGAUUCCUCACCGUUCUCAUGAUCAUUGCAACUCCACGAGGUGAGAUCUUGCAUGGAGCCCCAGGCCGAGGGAGAUUGACAGUUCUUUUGUUUCUUCCAUUUGCGAAUAAUGGCACCAACUGUUGUCACCUUCUCACCAAGCUGCUUGGCGAUGGUCUUGUAGCCCAUUCCAGCCUUGUGUAGGUCUACAAUCUUGGCCCUGACACCCUUGGAUAGCUCUUUGGUCUUAGCCAUGGUGGAGAGUUUGGAAUCUGAUUGAUUGAUUGCUUCUGUGGACAGGUGUCUUUUAUACAGGUAACAAGGUGAGAUUAGGAGCACUCCCUUUAAGAGUGUGCUCCUAAUCUCAGCUCGUUACCUGUAUAAAAGACACCUGGGAGCCAGAAAUCUUUCUGAUUGAGAGGGGGUCAAAUACUUAUUUCCCUCAUUAAAAUUCAAAUCAAUUUAUAACAUUUUUGACAUGCGUUUGUCUGGAUUUUUUUGUUGUUAUUCUGUCUCUCACUGUUCAAAUAAACCUACCAUUAAAAUUAUAGACUGAUCAUUUCUUUGUCAGUAUGAAUUUCAUUAUUAAGUAGGUUUGGUGGUGCCUCACAGACAUUAGUCAAAUGUCAGCCUCAUCUAGAAACAACCCCUUGUCGUUAGCCCCUACCCCUAGUCGUUAGCCCUAACCUCUAGACGUUAGCCCCUAGCUGUUAGCCCCUACCCCUAUUCGUUAUCCCCUACCUGAUAGCCCCUAGCCGUUAGCCCCUAACCCCUAGCUGUUAGACCCUAGCUGUUAGCCCCUACCCCCUAGCUGUUAGCCCCUACCCCCUAGCUGUUAGCCCCUACCCCCUAGAUGUUAGCCCCUACCCCCUAGAUGUUAGCCCCUACCCCCUAGAUGUUAGCCCCUACCCCCUAGAUGUUAGCCCCUACCCCUAGAUGUUAGCCCCUACCCCCUAGAUGUUAGCCCCUACCCCCUAGAUGUUAGCCCCUACCCCCUAGAUGUUAGCCCCUACCCCCUAGAUGUUAGCCCCUACCCCCUAGAUGUUAGCCCCUACCCCCUAGAUGUUAGCCCCUACCCCCUAGAUGUUAGCCCCUACCCCCUAGAUGUUAGCCCCUACCCCCUAGAUGUUAGCCCCUACCCCCUAGAUGUUAGCCCCUACCCCCUAGAUGUUAGCCCCUACCCCCUAGAUGUUAGCCCCUACCCCCUAGCUGUUAGCCCCUACCCCCUAGAUGUUAGCCCCUACCCCCUAGAUGUUAGCCCCUACCCCCUAGAUGUUAGCCCCUACCCCCUAGCACUUGUGUAGACCGGAAAGGAUUGAAUUUUACGUUUCUUUCCAAAACUGUAUAUAACCAUUUUCAGAAAUCUUGGUAAAUUAGCUUUUAUUGUUUAAAUAAUUCAUGAAAAAGAUUGGUGUGUUUUUUCACUAUCUAAUCAUGGCAUAGGGUUGCUCAUUGACAGGCAUGUAUUUGUUUUGAAUCUAUCACUUGAUGGUUUCAUUUCAGAGAGACAAAUAAUCAUGUUGUUUCUGCAAAACGCUAUACACUCAGUAUACAAAACAUUAACAACACCUGCUCUUUCCAUGACAUAGAUUGACCAGGUGAAAGCUAGGAUCCCUUAUUGAUGUUACUUGCUAAAUCCACUUCAAUCAGUUUAGAUGAAGGGGAGGAGACAGGUUAAAAAUAUAUAUUUUUAAGCCUUGAGACAAUUGAUACAUGGAUUGUGUAUCUGUGCCAUUCAGAGGGUGAAUGGGAAAGACAAAACAUGUAAGUGCCUUUGAACUGGGUAUGGUAGUAGUACUGGUUUGUAUCAAAAACUGCAACGUUGCUGGGUUUUGGUCCACCACCCAAAAUACAUCAAGCCAACUUGACACAGCUGUGGGAAGCAUUGGAGUCAACAUGGGCCAGCAUCCCUGUGGAAUGCUUUGCGGGGGGGGGCAGUUCAAUGUUAGGAAAAUCUUGUUCCAAAAUCAUGAGCAUUAAUAUGGAGUUGGUCCCCCCCCUUUUCUGCUAUAACAGCCUCCAGUCUUCUGGGAAGGCUUUCCACUAGAUGUUGGAACAUUGCUGCGGGGACUUGCUUCCAUUCAGCCACGAGCAUUAGUGAGGUCGGGCAUUGAUGUUGGGCGAUAAAGCCUGGCUCACAGUCGGUAUUCCAAUUAAUCUAAAAAGUGUUAGAUGUGGAUGAGGUCAGGGCUCUGUGCAGGCCAGUCAAGUUCUUCCACACCAAUCUCGACAAACCAUUUCUGUAUGGACCUCGCUUUGUGCACGGGGGUCAUUGUCAUGCUGAAACAGGAAAGGGCCUUCCCCAAACUGUUGCCACAAAGUUGGAAGCACAGAAUCGUCUAGAAUGUCAUUGUAUGCUGUAGCGUUUUUAUUUUCCUUUACUGGAACUAAGGGGCCUAGCCCGAACCAUGAAAAACAGCCCCAGACCAUUAUGCCUCCUCCACCAAACUUUACAGUUGGCACUAUGCAUUCGGGGAGGUAGCGCUCUCCUGGCAUCCGCCAAACCCAGAUUCGUCCGUCGGACUGCCAGAUGGUGAAGUGUGAUUAAUCACUCCAGAGAAUGCAUUUCCACUGCUCCAGAAUCCGAGCUUUACACCACUCCAGCCGACGCUUGGCAUUGCGCAUGGUGAUCUUAGGCUUGUGUGUGGCUGCUCGGCCAUGGAAACCCAUUUCAGGAAGCUCCCGACGAACAGUUCUUGUGUUGACAUUGCUUCCAGGGGCAGUUUAGAACUCUGUAGUGAGCGUUGCAACCGAGGACAGACAAUUUUUACGCGCUGCACGCUUCAGCACUCGGCGGUCCCGUUCUGUGAUCUUGUGUGGCCUAACACUUUGUGGCUGAGCUGUUGUUGCUCCUAGACGUUUCCACUUCACAAUAACAGCUCUCACAGUUGACCGGGGCAGCUCUAGCAGGGCAGAAAUUUGACGAACUGGAAAGGAGGCAUCCUAUGACGGUGCCACGUUGAAAGUCACUGAGCUCUUCAGUAAGGCCAUUAACUGCCAAUGUUUGGCUAUGGAGAUUACAUGGCUGUGUGCUCGAUUUUACAAACCUGUCAGCAACGGGUGUGACUGAAAUAGCCGAAUCCACUAAUUUGAAGGGGUGUCCACAUACUUUUGUAUAUAGUGUAUAUCUGCCGCACUCUGAGAAAUAAAUAGUACUGCUAGGUUUUACACAGUCGAAUGUAACAAUAACUACAUUUUAAAUAAAGAACUGUACAAAUGAUAGAUUUGUGACAUCAAUAUAAAAAAAAAUAAAAAAUACAGUAAUAUGAGAACUGUAUGUAAAACCUUUACAUUUGACAUUUUAGUCAUUUAGCAGAUGCUCUUAUCGAGAGGGACUUAGUUAGUUAGUGCAUUCAUCUUAAGAUAACUAGGUGAGACAACCACAUAUCACAGUCAAAUAUACAGUAUACGAACAUUCCAUUCCAGCUAAACAAUCGAUAUACACUACCGGUCAAAGGUUUUAGAACAACUACUCAUUCAAGGGUUUUUCUUUAUUUUUACUAUUUUCUACAUUGUAGAAUAAUAGUGAAGACAUCAAAACUAUUAAAUAACACAUAUGGAAUCAUGUAGUAUCCAAAAAAGUGUUAAACAAAUCAAAAUAUAUUUUAUAUUUGAGAUUCUUCAAAUAGCCACCCUUUGCCUUGAUGACAGCUUUGCACACUCUUGGCAUUCUCUCAACCAGCUUCACCUGGAAUGCUUGUCCAACAGUCUUGAAGGAGUUCCCACAUAUGCUGAGCACUUUGUUGGCUGCUUUUCCUUCAUUCUGCGGUCCGACUCAUCCCAAACCAUCUCAAUUGGGUUGUGGUCGGGGGAUUGUGGAGGCUAGGUCAUCUGAUGCAGCACUCCAUCACUCUCCUUCUUGGUAAAAUAGCCCUUACACAGCCUGGAGGUGUGUUGGGUCAUUGUCCUGUUGAAAAACAAAUGAUAGUCCCACUAAGCCCAAACCAGAUGGGAUGGCGUAUCGCUGCAGAAUGCUGUGGUAGCCAUGCUGGUUAAGUGUGCCUUGAAUUCUAAAUAAUUCACAGACAGUGUCACCAGCAAAGCACCCCCACCCCAUAACACCACCUCCUCCAUGCUUUACGGUGGGAAAUACACAUGCGGAGAUCAUCCGUUCACCACUUGAUGCGACUGCACUUGAAGAAACUUUCAAAGUUCUUGGAAUUUUCCGUGUUGACUGACCUUCAUGUCUUAAAGUAAUGAUGGACUGUCAUUUCUCUUUGCUUAUUUGAGCUGUUCUUGCCAUAAUAUGGACUUUGUAUUUUACCAAAUAGGGCUAUCUUCUGUAUACCCCCUACCUUGUCACAACACAACUGAUUGGCUCAUACGCAUUAAGAAGGAAAGAAAUUCCACAAAUUAACUUUUAACAAGGCACACGUGUUAUGCAUUCCAAGUGACUACCUCAUGAAGCUGAUUGAGAGAAUGCCAAGAGUGUGCAAAGCUGUCAUCAAGGCAAAGGGUGGCUAUUUGAAGAAUCUCAAAUAUAAAUAUAAUAUUUGUUUAACACUUUUUUGGUUACUACAUGAUUCCAAAUGUGUACAAUGUAGAAAAUAGUAAAAAUAAAGAAAAACCCUUGAAUGAGCAGGUGUUCUAAAACUUUUGACCGGUAGUGUAUAGCAUUUUGAAAAAAAUAACAUUUUAAUGCAUACCUAAAUCUAUGAAUUAAAAUCUGAGAACAGUUAUAUUUCUCACACACACAUGAAUGUAGCCAUAAGCAAUCAUUUCUAGUGAAAAAACACGUGAAAAAUUGAAUGUAGUGUUUUGGAAAUAAACUCUUCAUACGCUAUCAAUAGACGAGGUGGAGCUACUACCAUAUUGCAUACAGUAUCCAUUUCAGUAUCCAUGACGUGCCUAGGACGUAGGCCUAUGCGUUGUGUCUAGAAUGAGCAAUGGUUGGUUACUUUCUAAUGAGCAAAACAGAAAAUCUGCAGUGACCUCAUCUGUCCACAUGAUGGAGAUAUUUAUGUUCCUUGCUCUUAUAUCUCUAUAGAAACUUCCAUCAGAAUGGUGACGGGACAGUCCAAGAGAUCGGCUUUGAGGAGUUCCUUGUGGUCAUGUCCCACUUCAGACCACCAGCACUGAACAUGACAGAGGAACAGAGAGAGAACAUCAGAAGGGAGAAACUCCGCUGUGAGUGCCGUUAUUAAAAUGUUACUGUGUGGCUUGUGUUAAGAUAGAUGUAUUGCAUUACAGUAUAGUAUCACUGCCAAAUGUAACAAUGUGCUGUAAUGGAUACCCAACAUUAAUAAUAUACAAAUUAUUUAUUGUGUGUCCCUUUCGGGAAAUUUGUCUUGCAUCUCAACAAACAACAGCACAGCAUCAUCAAUAGGUGCAUAAAUACAUAUGUAAAUCACAAGCAAUAGCUACAGCUGACAACACAUGUGGAUACAGUUCCUUAUUAGCUUGUGUACUUUCUACAAUGACAUUCAGAACACUGUAUACUGUUUGAUGUGUACUAUGGCUCACACUGUGACUGGAAUCCAUACAUUAAUCAAUUAUCUGUAAACUUUCUGCUGGGAUAGCAGGUACGCAUACAACAGGUCUAUAUCCCAUAUACAUAAUUAGUCUGCAAAUGCAUUACAGUGAUGCCUCAUGACACAUGCAGACCUUUGGUAAGCAAAUAUUUGUAAAGACAGACAGAAAAGAGUUCAAGUUGAACAUUUUCUUAUUUUCUUCCCAGUCCUGUUUAACAUGCACGACACAGACAACGAUGGAACAAUCACUCUGGAGGAGUACCGACAUGUAAGCCACUGCCCAAACCUACCUUUCAAAAUACUCAAAUAAUUUAUCUGCCUAUCACUUUGUAUUGUAACCAUGACUGCCUUGCCUCUGUAUGUACUGUAGGUAGUGGAGGAGCUGCUGUCUCGGAGUGGAGCCCUGGGAAAGGAAACGGCUAAAGGAAUAGCAGAUGCUGCCAUGCUGGAGGUAGCCAGUAUCUCCAUGGGUCACAUGGUACAGCUGCUUUUUGACAACAUCUUGUAAAAUAGUUUUAGAUCUGGAAUCAGCUGCUAUAUGACAUCCAACUAUUAUAAUAGUUUUUUCAAUACUAUAUUCAAUAAUCUCAUUCUUCAUUCUCAGGAACCAGAUGAGUUUUACGAGGGGAUCACUUUUGAACAUUUUCUAAAGGUUUGUUAUAAAACAUAUUAUUUUGUGUCUAAUAAAACAUUUAUUUUGUUGGUUAAAGUCAUGGCUAUAGCGUUUUCUUUUUAAAAGGUUUUUACUAUAAAAGUAAUAAAGUAUAGAUGAUUUAAGUGAGCUUGCUGGAGAGCCCGUUAAAUCAUCUCUGUUCUUUUAAAGGCAUAAUCUGCGCUUCUAACAUCCAUUUUCGACUUUUAAAUUAACGAUAUAUGCCCAUUGAUUAUUGAAGAUUACAGUGGCUUGCGAAAGUAUUCACCCCCCUUGGUAUUUUUCCUAUUUUGUUGCCUUACAACCUGGAAUUAAAAUUGAUUUUUUGGGGGUUUGUAUCAUUUGAUUUACACAACAUGCCUACCACUUUGAAGAUAACAAAUCUUUUUUAUUGUGAAACAAACAAGAAAUAAGACAAAAAAACAGAACUUGAGCGUGCAUAACUAUUCACCCCCCCCCAAAGUCAUUACUUUGUAGAGCCAACUUUUGCAGCAAUUACAGCUGCAAGUCUCUUGGGGUAUGUUUCUAUAAGCUUGGCACAUCUAGCCACUGGGAUUUUUGCCCAUUCUUCAAGGCAAAACUGCUCCUGCUCCUUCAAGUUGGAUGGGUUCCGCUGGUGUACAGCAAUCUUUAAGUCAUACCACAGAUUCUCAAUUGGAUUGAGGUCUGGGCUUUGACUAGGCCAUUCCAAGACAUUUAAGUGUUUCCCCUUAAACCACUCGAGUGUUGCUUUAGCAGUAUGCUUAGGGUCAUUGUCCUGCUGGAAGGUGAACCUCCAUCCCAGUCUCAAAUCUCUGGAAGACUGAAACAGGUUUCCCUGAAGAAUUUCCCUGUAUUUAGCGCCAUCCAUCAUUCCUUCAAUUCUGACCAGUUUCCCAGUCCCUGCCGAUGAAAAACAUCACCACAGCAUGAUGCUGCCACCACCAUGCUUCACUGUGGGGAUGGUGUUCUCGUGGUGAUAAGAGGUGUUGGGUUUGCGCCAGACAUAGUGUUUUCCUUGAUGGCCAAAAGCUCAAUUGUAGUCUCAUCUGAACAGAGUACCUUCUUCCAUAUGUUUGGGGAGUCUCCCACAUGGAUUUUGGCGAACACCAAACGUGUUUGUUUAUCUUUUUCUUAAUCAAUGGCUUUUUUCUGGCCACUCUUCUGUAAAGCCCAGCUCUGUGGAGUGUACGGCUUAAAGUGGUCCUAUCCUCCUUCAGGAUUAUCUUUGGUCUCUUUGUUGCCUCUCUGAUUAAUGCCCUCCUUGCCUGAUCUGUGGGUUUUGGUGGGCGGCCCUCUCUUGGCAAGUUUGUUGUGGUGCCAUAUUCUUUCCAUUUUUUAAUAAUGGAUUUAAUGGUGCACGGUGGGAUGUUCAAAGCUUCUGAUAUUUUUUUUAUAACCCAAUCUGUACUGUACUGCAAUCUAACUAAUUAUGUGACUUCUGAAGGUAAUUGGUUGCACCAGAUCAUAUUUAGGGGCUUCAUAGCAAAGGGGGUGAAUACAUAUGCACCACCACUUUUCCGUUAUUUAUUUUUUAGAAUUUUUUGAAACAAGUUAUUUUUUAAAUUUCACUUCACCAAUUUUGACUAUUUUAAUUACAGUUUGUAAUGCAACAAAAUAGAAAAAACGCCAAGGGGAUGAAUACUUUUGCAAGGCACUGUAUAAACUGGGUGGUUGGAGCCCUGAAUGCUGAUUGGCUGACAGCCGUGGUAUAUCAGACCGUAUACCAUGGGUAUGACAAAACUGUUAUUUUUACUGCUCUAAAUACACUGGUAACCAGUUUAUAAUAGUAAUAAGGCACCUCGGGGUUUGUGGUAUAUUGGCUAUAUACCACGGCUAAGGGCUGUUCUUAAGCACGAUGCAAUGCCAUAUACCACACCCCCUCAGGCCUUAUUGCUUAAAUAUAACUUAUAAAUGCCUCAUGACCUUAGUUCAACUGUCAUACCCCAUUAGAACCCAAAAUAUAAGCUUGUUUUACAAACACUGUCUAGCUUCAUAACAUGGUUAAGACUAUCAUUUUAAUUUCUGGUGGAUGGUCAGUCAUUGCAUCUAAUUUCUAAAGUGGUUACAUUUCUCCAGGCUUAUCUCUCAAACAGCAGAUUGCCCCUUUAACACAUAAACAAUAGCAGCACAAUUGUUCUUGUUAUUAAAGCACACAAUAGUUGAAAGUAUCAUCAGAGUUUAGUAACUAAGUACUAUACUGGUAGUAAAACAACAUUUUAUUUUCAGAUACUGAAAGAUAUCGAGAUCGAGACGAGAAUGAACAUUCGCUUUUUGAAUAUGGACACGACGACCCUGUGC
This is a messenger RNA of Coregonus sp. 'balchen', 10938 nucleotides long. NCBI's taxonomy places the organism in Eukaryota, Metazoa, Chordata, Actinopteri, Salmoniformes, Salmonidae. The record is from the annotation of a GenBank genome assembly.